This is a messenger RNA of Sorex fumeus (smoky shrew), 311 nucleotides long. It is a transcript of the gene S100A5, whose product is annotated as S100 calcium binding protein A5. Gene Ontology annotation, molecular function: transition metal ion binding; calcium ion binding. The record is from RefSeq and is a predicted model, not a curated record. The coding region runs from base 8 to 289 and encodes 93 amino acids. Gene Ontology annotation, cellular component: nucleus; cytoplasm. The transcript is spliced from 2 exons. Lineage: Eukaryota; Metazoa; Chordata; Mammalia; Eulipotyphla; Soricidae.
UGCAGGCAUGGAGACCCCUCUGGAGAAGGCGCUUACCACCCUCGUCACCACCUUCCACAAGUACUCGGGCAGGGAGGGCAGCAAGCUCACACUGAGCCGCAGGGAGCUGAAGGAGCUGAUCAAGAAUGAGCUGUGUCUCGCUGAGAAGAUGAAAGAGAGCAGCAUCGACAAUCUGAUGAAGAGCCUGGACAAGAACAGUGACCAGGAGAUCGACUUCAAGGAGUAUUCGGUGUUCCUGACCACGCUGUGCAUGGCCUACAAUGACUUCUUUCUGGAAGAGAACAAGUGACCAGCACCGCCUGAGCCCGCCU